Cylindrotheca closterium is the source of this 912-nucleotide messenger RNA. The record is from the annotation of a GenBank genome assembly. Lineage: Eukaryota; Bacillariophyta; Bacillariophyceae; Bacillariales; Bacillariaceae.
AUGACCGCCGACCAAUCAAACCACCCCAUCACUGAAAGAUUAAAUGAUUCUGACGAUGACAGCUGGAGUCUUGUUGAAGAGUUCGGUGACAGUGAUGAUUCUUGUAAUUUUUGCAUUGAAAGUAGAAGUAAGAAGCUGGUUCUUGAAGCCGAGCAUGAUCAGAUCAAAGAAAACAAGUCCUUCUCUCUCGAUAUGGGAGUCUUUUUGAAUGAAGCAGACUCGGAAGGGAGACAUGGAACUUUUCAUGGAAGGAUGUCAAUCAAUGGAGAGUUUUGUUAUGGGACCAUGGUUUACCAUAGAGGGACCAAACCAAUUCGAAUGUUCCAAGGAAACUGGAGAAGCGACCACACCUUUCAAACCGGCUUGCUUGUGUACAGUAACGACAAUGUCUAUUCCGGUGAGUUCGACAAAGAAAAUAGACCACAUGGGCACGGGAGAUAUAUCGAAAAAUCAGGUCGUUACGAGUAUGACGGCGAAUGGGAGCAUCACCUUCAGCAUGGGCAAGGCUGCGAGAUCAUACUGAACCUUACAACUGACAAAAAAGAGGCGUACCGAGGCGAAUUUAAAGAUGGCCUACGCCACGGAGCAGGCGAAUGCACAUUCGCUGAUGGCACAAAAUACAGCGGUGGUUGGUAUCAUGGUCGUCGUUGCGGGAAUGGGACUCUAUUUGACUCCUUUGGGAGUAUCUUACGAACAGGCAAAUGGGAAAGCGACAAAAUACCUGAAGAGGAGAUAGCCGCAAGUGACUAUCUCAAAGGAAAAUUGGAAACAUCCGACAAUAGAGUGUGUGAUGCUGACAGUCUGAACGUCAUGGCGCCAAUGGAAGAAUGCGAUCCCUUCAACAAUGUACGAGAGUUGAUUCAUUGUGCCGAUGAGGACAUCGACCAUUUUUUCCCCUAUGUGUACAAAUGA